AUAUACACAAUAAUUAUUAUUGCGCGUGUGUGCCGUGUGUUGCACUGUUGCGGUGGGGAGCUGAUAGCCGCCGAUUUUGUGUUUUCAUUUCGUUGGCUCCAGAGUAAAGUUCUGGUCGUCUGGUCAGAAGGAACCAAACGGUUCUCGAGAUUCGCYCGUACCAGCCGCGCCUCGCUCACAGCAGCUGCACUCGUCGUCGGUAGUCGUAGUUGUGUUGUGACUUGUGUGACUUUUGAUAUUAUGUCCGGACGGGAAACGACUGCGGAGGACCAGUCUCAGGUAAAAYCGACAGCGAACAACCGGCGCGCGUACAUCGGUACCAGGUUACCUGGUAUUCGUUUCAGCUGAACACAGUCGACGUGUACGGUGCCUACCGAGCACCGACAUCAGCAGUUGUAGUGACAGAAGUCUGUUCACUGUUGUAGCGGUGCAAUUUGUUGACGGUCUUGGUGACUGCUAAAAAUUCAUGUUUCCCGACGAUGCCAGUGUAUAGGUAUUGUUGAACUCAUUGAUAGCGAACCCCGGCGACAGAAUACAGGGAUCAAGGAAGUACCAUUGUCCGUUACCAAUAUGCUCAAAUUCAUCCGAGGCAAAGGCCAACAGCCCUCAGUUGAGAGGCAGAAGAUACAAAAAGACUUGUUUGCCUUCAGGAGGACUCUACAGUAUGGGUUUCCAAAUAAACCAACAGCUCUUUCAUGGGACCCAUUAUUACGUAUUAUGGCAAUUGGAACUUCAACUGGAUCAAUUAAAGUGUUGGGUAAGACUGGUGUUGAAUUCUAUGGUCAUUUACCAUGUUCCGAUCAUGCAAUUACAAAGUUAAUAUUUGUACCAAACCAAGGUCGUUUGGUGUCAUUGUCAGAUGAUAAUAGUCUUCAUUACUGGGAAAUAAAUGACACGGCCAUUGAUGAAGUUCAAUCAUACUUAUUAGAGGGAAAGCUUAAACAAAUAUCAUCUAUAUGCUUGGAAUCUAGUUGUGAAAACUUAUUACUUGGAACUGAAGGAGGAAAUAUAUUUUUUAUUGAUUUGUCAACAUUUGAAUUGUCAGAUAAUAUAAUUUACCAAGAUGUAGUKAUGCAGAAAGUUUCAGAUGAGUAUAAAAAGAAUCCUGGUGCAGUUGAAGUAAUAGCAGAACAACCAGGAAAUCCAAAUCAUAUUUUGAUAGCCUAUAGUCGAGGACUAAUUGUUUUAUGGGAUCGCUUAAAUGCAGUUGCURUAAAAACAUUUGUAAGUAGUCAACAAGUAGAAAGUGUAUGUUGGGAAGAAAAUGGGGAAAGUUUUUAUUCCUCUCAUAAUGAUGGAUCUGUAACACUUUGGAAAAUAAGUGAAACAUCUGAUGAAAAUGAAAAUACAAAGACAAUUUAUGGCCCAUUUCCGUGCAAACCCAUUACUAAAAUAGUUUGCCAACAAUCUGCUCAAGACCUCAAYGAACAAUUACUAAUAUUUUCUGGUGGUAUGCCACGGGCAUGCUAUGGUGAUCGCCAUGCAGUUACUGUUCGAUUGGGAAUUUCUAAACAUGUAGCUUUUGAGCUUACUUCAAAAGUUAUUGAUUUUUUCACAACUACUGCUUCAGUCGAUGAAAAAGGCUGUAGCUUCCUUAUWAUUCUGGCUGAAGAAGAAAUAGUCUGUAUUGAUUUAUCUACUGAAGAUUGGCCAUUAGUUCAAUUACCUUAUCUAGUUUCUAUCCAUGCAAGCGCUAUCACGUUUACUACUUUUGUUUCUGAUUUAAAUGAAGAUCUUUGGAACAAUUUAAUUGCUGUUGGAAACUUACAAAAUGAGAAUAACUUUUCUUCAAAUGAAUGGCCAGUAGAUGGCGGCGAAGCAAAUAUUGAAGAUGAACAAAGUAGAGAUCUUUUAAUAACUGGCCAUGAAGAUGGUUCUGUAAAAUUGUGGGUUGCAAAUUCAACUCCAUUAUUACCAAUACAUGUAUUUAAAUCAUCAUGGGUGUUAGUUGGUGAUGAUGCAGAUAACCGUUCCAGUAAUAGUGUAGCUCCAGAAGAAGAUGAAGAAGAGUGGCCACCAUUUAGGAAAGUUGGAAAUUUUGAUCCUUAUUCUGAUGAUCCUCGAUUAGCAAUUAAAAAAGUUAUUCUUUGUCCUCGAACUGCAACAAUGAUUGUUGCUGGUACAGCUGGCCAUGUUAUAAUUGCCAAAUUUAAUGAUCAGCCAUCUUCUAAUGAAAUAAAGGCUGUUCAAAUGAAUGUCGUUGGGGAAAGUUUUGUGUGGAAAGGUCAUGAACGUUUAAGUUUAAAACAGACUGGAGAUGAAGCUAAUAAUAAUAAUGGAAAAAACAUGACUUGUCUUACAUUUAAAGCUGGAUUUCAACCUUCAUCUGUUUUACAAGUAUACCCUCCUGCAUCAAUUACAGCUGUUGCUUUACAUUCCAAUUGGUCUUUGGUUGCUGCUGGUACUGCUCAUGGCUUAGUACUUUAUGACUAUUAUCGACAAGCUCCUGUUUUAACAAAAUGCACUUUAAAUCCCAAUGAUUUGUCCACUGCUGGAGAUACUCCUAUUUCUAGGAGAAAAUCGUUUAAAAAGUCAUUAAGGGAGUCAUUUAGAAGACUGCGAAAAGGAAGAAAUUCUACCAGAAUAGUAAAUGAUAAAAGAGGAACAAGCAUUACACCGGACAAAAAACGAGAAAAUACUGGACCAAUAUCUCCAAUGGAAGCACGACCUGUUGAACGAGCAAUUGAAGCCAGACCAGUUGAUGAUGCAUUGGGAAGUAUGGUUCGUUGUUUGAGUUUUACAAAAACAUUUAUUGUUACAGCUUCACAUAUUACUCCAACAAUGUGGGCUGGUACCAACAAUGGUUCUGUGUAUAUUUUUACUAUUAGUAUACCUCCAAAUGAUAAACGAAAAGAAAGAAGAGUCACUGCACAACUAGGAAAAGAAGUUCAGUUAAAACAUCGUGCACCUGUUAUUGGGAUAACUGUGAUUGAUGCAGACAAUCGUUCAGUCACUGAAGUUCAAGAAAAUAGCACUCCGGGUAAACCUUUAGAUAUAUGUGGUCCUCACAAAGUCAUUAUUGCAUCGGAAGAACAAUUUAAGAUAUUUUCCUUGCCUAAUUUAAAACCUGUAUGCAAACUUAAACUAACUGCAGCUGAAGGUGCACGAGUUCGCCGAAUGUCAAUGGCCUAUUUUAAGACAAGUGAUUAUGCAGAAAGCUGUCUUCUUUGUUUAACUAAUUUAGGUGAAGUAAUAGUACUUAGUGUACCAGAUCUUCGAAGACAAAUACAUGCUGCAGUUAUUCGUAGAGAAGAUAUUAAYGGUAUUUCAAGUUUAGCAUUCACCCRUUAUGGUGAAGCUUUAUAUUUACAUUCAAGUAGUGAACUGCAACGAAUUUCAGUAUCUGCUACUAGUGUCACUCAAGUUGAUUGUUCUUUGAAUUUACCUACUAGAGAUCGUCCAUCAAAUAGUCGUUCUAUUACCCCUAUUAAUGGUUACACWGAUGACGAACAAGACGAUUUUCCAAAAGUAAAUGGAUUAACAAAUGGUACUCAAGAAAAUUGUGAUAGUAAUUCACAAUUAAACAAUAGCAAUGAUCUCUCAGUCGGUGAUAUUACCAUAGACUCCAUCAAAGACCAUUUGGGAAGUUCAAAUACUAAUCUAAAUGUCACAUCAACAUCAAAUAAUCUUGAUGUUAAUAAUCAUCAGAAAACGGUCACUAAACAUGAAUUGUCAUCUACUACUACAACCACUGUAAAAACGUCAAAUUCUACUACAGUUAUUACUAAUGAAACCAUCACGGUUGAUAAUAUAUCCACAAGUUUAGUUGUAGAAGAUGAUCCACCGACACAGUCCAAAUUUGAGGUUAGCCAGCCCUAAAAGAUAUAUGGCUAUGUGAUGGCUAAUAAGUUUAAUCACACUUCUAAUUUUCACUUCUGUAUGUGAUUAGCAGAUUAGACAACCUUCUUAAAUUGUCUGAAUUUAUGCGCUCAUCCAAAAUUGCUCUUUGCUAAUUUCUGCUACAUACUUAGUCCAGCUUACUAGUAGUAUCAAAAUACUAUUAACUGUAAUCAAUUUAAUAUAUAUUUUAAAUGAAGAAGAGGUGGAUAAUUGGUGUGGGUGAUCAUUUAACAGUUCUUUAAUUUUAUUUGACAAGGAAUAAGGAUUAUGGUUGUUAUUUGUUAUCUAAAAAUAUGUCUAUAUUUUAAUGUUAAUAAAUSUUUA
Messenger RNA from Diuraphis noxia (Russian wheat aphid), 4164 nucleotides. It is a transcript of the gene l(2)gl, whose product is annotated as LLGL domain-containing protein l(2)gl. Gene Ontology annotation, cellular component: cytoplasm; plasma membrane; cortical actin cytoskeleton. Gene Ontology annotation, molecular function: myosin II binding; syntaxin binding; GTPase activator activity. Gene Ontology annotation, biological process: Golgi to plasma membrane transport; regulation of establishment or maintenance of cell polarity; establishment of spindle orientation. NCBI's taxonomy places the organism in Eukaryota, Metazoa, Arthropoda, Insecta, Hemiptera, Aphididae. The record is from RefSeq and is a predicted model, not a curated record.